GCCUUGAAUAUUUGAUCAAAAAAGCCGAAAUAUUAUAUUGUGUUACAUGACAACAAAAAUAUAUUGAAAGGCAUUUGAGAAACCAUGCAUAAUACUAUUCAUUGAACAGAUGAAAAAAUACCAGAAUUUUUUGUCGUAAAAAUGUCGGGUUAGACCAGCCGUCUUUUUUUAAGCUGUCAUUUGGUGAUGAACUUCAUCCUGUUUUGUGUUCUACUUUCAUCCACUGUAGGAUUAGAUGCAUUCACAUUACACGAAAUGUUUGCAACGAGAUACAGUAGGACGGUGAUGGGUAAAAUGCUACACGAAAAUCUUAAAGCCAUAAAUAGUGAUCCUAUUGAUAUAACUCAGUGGUAUGCUGUCAAUAUGUCUCUGUUCAAUCAAGAUGUGCUUGAGAAGUUUAUUCAAUUUGACGUUGAUGAAGAGUCUCAAGAGUUUUUAGAAAAUUGUAAUGAUAAAACAAAUUAUGUGUUUACUCAAAUGGCACACACUGUUAUUAAAAAUGUUCUGCGCUUUUUCAUAUCUGUUACAACAAUUAAUGGAAUUCUGAACAGAGGCUCAAUGUUUGUAUUCUCUAAUGCCCAGUUUCGAAAGCUGAUGAACAUCCCUGAAGGAUGGAAAGCAACAUCAUUACUUGACCUUGGUGCAGGUGAUGGCAAGGUUACAAAAAUGAUGGCAAAUCAUUUUGAAAAGAUUUAUGCUACUGAACAAUCACCUAGCAUGAGAUGGCGACUACGGCAAAUGAACUACGAAGUAUUGGAAAUUGAUGAUUGGAUGUCAAGAACUUAUGAUGUCAUCAGUUGUUUGAACUUACUAGACAGAUGUGACAAACCUUUAACUUUGCUUGAAAACAUUCGACAAUCAUUGAAUGAAAACAGAGGUCGAUUAAUAGUUGCUGUAGUAUUGCCAUUCAAGCCUUGUGUUGAAUCAGGCACAAAAAUUAUCAAACCCAGUGAAAGAAUUCCUGUGAAAGGGAAGCACUGGGAAGAGCAGUUGCAAAGUUUUAUAUAUGAUGUCUUUAUUCCUGCUGGAUUCAUUGUUGAAGCUGUCUCAAGACUUCCAUAUCUAUGUGAGGGUGAUAUGCACAAAGAUUUUUAUGUUUUGAGCGAUGCUAUAUUUGUGUUAAGACCACAUUUGUAGAUAAGGAUGAAAUAUGAACAGUGUGCGAAUUAGUUCAGAAAAAACGAUGUGCAAUUUUUUUGACAAAAGUGUUUCUUUAAAGGCAUAAUCAAAUCGAU
Messenger RNA from Xenia sp. Carnegie-2017, 1235 nucleotides. RefSeq names its product protein-L-histidine N-pros-methyltransferase-like. Gene Ontology annotation, molecular function: protein-L-histidine N-pros-methyltransferase activity. Lineage: Eukaryota; Metazoa; Cnidaria; Anthozoa; Malacalcyonacea; Xeniidae. Bases 187 to 1137 code for a protein of 316 amino acids. The transcript has 5 exons. The record is from RefSeq and is a predicted model, not a curated record.